Clonostachys byssicola is the source of this 1113-nucleotide messenger RNA. The record is from the annotation of a GenBank genome assembly. Lineage: Eukaryota; Fungi; Ascomycota; Sordariomycetes; Hypocreales; Bionectriaceae.
AUGUAUGGCCAAAUGGUUCAAAGGCGCAAUCUACCACCAAGAAUCCAGCCGGCGUUUCAAUACCAUCAAGUAGCUUCCGCAGUUUCACUGAUGGUGCAAGAACAAGACCACGAUGGGGAUACGGUCCUGGAGCUGGAGCUCCCAGACUCCCCCCUCUGCAUUACACCUGAUGAAAAGGAGUAUGCUUACUACGUUUUCGAAGAUCUCAAGCAUGAACGUAACCGAAGCUCCGAGGGUGCUGCGAGAAGAGAGUGUACUCGGUGGCAACGAGCUGCUCAGGUGGAUUCAUACCCAAGUCUCAAAACGAAAACCAACCUCCUGGUUUCAAUGGACAAGCUUCGAUCGGCUACGAAGUAUUUUGAGCGUCAAUUCUCUCGUAAUAUACCGAUCAUGGACGUUAGCAUCGAAUGUGAAAGCGGCCUGGGAGGUACGAGGAGGAUGUUGAACGUCGUCUCGGCCUGUGGAUGGGAUGAGAGAGCCAUGAUGAUUCUCAUGACGGCUAUACACGCCGAACAUAACAUCUCUUUUGAGGAGUUGAGCAGGCUACCUCCAUCCCGAGAUUACCUUCAUACGGAUUUCGAACUAGCUCUGAUGCUAGAGUAUUAUGGAUGCCAUGACGAGUUGAGGAGAACGACAGCCCCCCUCACCUUGGCCUUGGGAAUGCAACGCCCGAACAAAAUGAAAAUGUCUCACUCCCUCAGGAAAUAUGCGACGAUUGCUUGUGUCUUCAAGGACGUGGAUCUGGUCCAGAAGGUGUUUUCCACACUCGUCCGCGAAAGCAAUUGCCCUUUCGAUCCGUACAACCUACCGAUCAGCACCAAUUUACUUGCUCGCCGAGCAUGGGAGAAUGAACAUCCGGCCAUUUCCAUUGGACCAUCCGAUAGCAAGAGUCCUGAUGGCAAGAGUAUUGCCUUGUUCAAAAGCUACAGGUCGAUGCGGCGUCUGGUUGGCGUUCAGGCCCGGUGUGAGGGAGGAGGGAAGAAGUGUGUUCUGUACAUGCACUUGAGCUCAGUGCGCAGUAAAUGUGCAACGAUGAUCUCUACAGCCUCCAAGCGCGCAGUAGCUGAGAUCUCCGAGGAGAGAGGCUCGUGGGUUGAUCCGUUCGAGGACUAG